AGCCUCGCCCUCCGCCACGAUGAGCAAAUGAGCGCGAGCGAGGGCAUGAAAUUUAAAUUCCACUCAGGGGAGAAAGUGCUGUGCUUCGAGCCUGACCCCACCAAGGCGCGAGUGCUGUACGAUGCCAAGAUUGUUGAUGUUAUUGUUGGGAAAGACGAAAAAGGCAGAAAGAUCCCAGAAUAUCUGAUCCAUUUUAAUGGUUGGAACAGAAGCUGGGAUAGAUGGGCAGCAGAAGAUCAUGUGCUUCGUGAUACCGAUGAAAAUCGUAGAUUACAGCGUAAAUUGGCAAGAAAAGCUGUAGCUCGCCUGAGGAGCACAGGAAGAAAGAAGAAGCGCUGCAGGUUGCCUGGUGUGGACUCUGUCUUAAAAGGCCUCCCCACUGAAGAAAAAGAUGAAAAUGAUGAAAACUCAUUAAGCAGUUCCUCUGACUGUAGUGAAAACAAGGAUGAAGAAAUAAGUGAAGAAAGUGAUAUUGAAGAAAAGACUGAAGUGAAAGAAGAACCAGAGCUUCAAACAAGAAGGGAAAUGGAAGAAAGAACAAUAACUAUAGAAAUCCCUGAAGUUCUGAAGAAGCAGCUGGAGGAUGAUUGUUACUACAUUAACAGGAGGAAACGGUUAGUGAAACUUCCAUGCCAGACCAACAUCAUAACGAUUUUGGAAUCCUAUGUGAAGCAUUUUGCUAUCAAUGCAGCCUUUUCAGCCAAUGAGAGGCCUCGUCACCAUCACGUUAUGCCACAUGCCAACAUGAACGUGCAUUAUAUCCCAGCAGAAAAGAAUGUUGACCUUUGUAAGGAGAUGGUGGAUGGAUUAAGAAUAACCUUUGAUUACACUCUCCCGUUGGUUUUACUCUAUCCAUAUGAACAAGCUCAGUAUAAAAAGGUGACUUCGUCUAAAUUUUUUCUUCCAAUUAAGGAAAGUGCCACAAGCACUAACAGGAGCCAGGAGGAACUCUCUCCCAGUCCGCCUUUGUUGAAUCCAUCCACGCCACAGUCCACAGAGAGUCAGCCGACCACCGGUGAACCAGCCACCCCCAAAAGGCGCAAAGCUGAGCCAGAAGCAUUGCAGUCUCUGAGGCGGUCCACGCGCCACAGUGCCAACUGUGACAGGCUUUCUGAGAGCAGCGCUUCACCUCAGCCCAAGCGCCGGCAGCAGGACACAUCCGCCAGCAUGCCCAAGCUCUUCCUGCACCUGGAAAAGAGUAGGUUCAUUCUCGGGUGCCCCAGGCCGGGGAGAGCCAGCGUGUACUUUGUGUUUAGUCAGUGCCAGGCAUGGUGCUGAGGUUACAUGUGUGUGUGUACAGUGCGUGUGAUUCCCAUGUCCAAAGUGCUGUCAUGCUGCCUGCUUUCUGGAGCUGUAGAAAGUUGAAACACCUGGCGCAGAUUGCAGCGCAGCUGUGUUGGAGGCAGGACUGGGCUGUUUCCUCAGCCUUUCUUUUUUGCCAUCACUCUACCACUUGUGAGCAAAUUGAGUUAUCAGAAUUCUAUGUAUUGUGUAGCUAGGCCUAAUGAAGCAUUCAAAAUGAGCAAUGCUAAUGGGUUGUUUAGCUUUUUGUUUUCUUUGUACUCUGUCUCUGUAGUCUCUCCAUUCUAAAGUUUAAUUUGGAAAGGUCUGUCCUGAAUUAUCAAAGUAAGAAUACUCAGAUUUCCAUAAGCUCUUCUCACCUCCUCUUAGCCCAACUCAAACUCCAUCAGAUCUUCUCACCUUGAUUUUGAGCUGGAAUGUUUCAAUGAGCAAAAUAAAUUAGACAAAAGUUUACUUUCUUUUUUUCCAAAAUACACACAGGUUGAUUUGCUGUAAUAUAAAACUUAGAAGUAAACCACUGCUAAUUAAUCAUUUUAAACUUUCAAAAACUGCUAAAACAGGUGCCAUGAAUCAGGUACAAUUACUGUAGAAACUAACAUUAGCUAUUAUACACUAACCAGGCAUUUUUCCCAAAUUAAUUACAAUCUGGUUGUUUAGCCUAUGCUAAUUAAGCCCUCUUAGUAGUAGUAUUCACUUUACAUUGAAGACCUCAUUCACAAAUACAGGGUGCUCUGUGCUUAUAUCCUUCCACCCUUGACUGCCAAAAAUGUGUGAAAUGGAAAGUUGAUGGCAGCAGGGCCGACGAUGUCACCUGGUGCCUCGCGGGCUCAGUGAGUUAGGAAGUCAGCAGCAGGGGAGGCAGCUUGCAUGCCUGUCCCCCGGCACACUGUGUGGAGGUGGAAACAGAGCUACGCCAGCAGGCGCCAAGCACCCAACUCCAGAGAUGGAAGCCUGGUGGCCUUCCUUUCACAGAGCUCAGCUGCUCGCAGGCUGUGAAAUCUAAGACACCCCUCAUAAAUAUCAAAAACACCUCCAAAGCUAACGUCAGGGUAAAACUACUUGGAGUCGAAUCCCCAUGCCCCAGUAGGUGUAUCUUGUGUAUGACCUGUGCCCUGUUCUUCCCUCAGCCUCGCCUGCUGUGCUGACUCCUUCAGGGGUCCUUCUAAGCAUCAUCCUGUUGGAACUCCCAAAAGUCAUCCCAGUGCCAUUCUGUGUUCAGGUGCCCAUUUCCUUGUGUACAUCCUGUCCCUGCCACAUCCAUAAGCUCCUGAGAGAAAGGUCUGACUUGUUGAUUGUGUCACCCCAUCACAGCUCAGUGUUGGUGGCAUAGUUCCAGGUGCGUGAAAGUAUUUGCUGAUUCUUUGAAGAUUGGGAAGGCUCAGAAGGGCAGAGUUGAAGAAGGCAUACCUUUAAGAGAAGCCCUUUGAAUAAUCAAGUGCUAAAACAAAAUCAGGUGCUUUUUUAAAACAGCUUGAUUGAGAUAUAAUCCACAUACCUUAAAAUUCACACAUUUAAAGUUUUUAGUGUCUCCAGACACAGUGGUUCAUGCCUGUGAGACUGGGGCAGGAGGAUCACUUGAGGCCAGGAGUUCAAGAUCAGCCUGGGCAAUAUAGUGAAACCCCAUCUCUUAAAGAAAAAGUUAGCCAGGUGUGAUGAUGUGCACCUAUAGUCCCAGCUACUUGGGAGGCUGCAGCUGUGGCUGUGGCUGAAGCUGGCGGAUCGCUUGAGGCCCAGAGUCUAAGACUGCAGUGAGCUCUCAUUGGGCCACUGCAGUCGAGCCUGGGCGACACAAAGAGACCACCCUGUCUGAUAGAUAACUAACAAAAUAGUUUUAGUUGGGCAAAAUUAAAGAGUUGGGCAACCAUCACUGAAAUCAGUUUCAGACAUUUUCACCACUCCAAAAAAGAAACCCCACAUCGACUAGCAGUUACUCAUUUGCUUCUCCCUAUGUCCCCUGACAACCACUAAUCUAUUUGUCUCUAUAGAUUUGCCAGUUUGGGGCAUUUCAUAUAAAUGGAAUCAUCUGUAUGUAAGUGGUUAAUAAGGAUUGGUUGAUUGAAGAUUGAAAAGGGUCAGCUGGGAAAAUUUUUAAAAAGACUGUUUUUAAAAAGGUGCUACAAAAUAAAGUGCUAUCUUUUUCUGUU
Molecule: messenger RNA, 3446 nt
Organism: Homo sapiens (human)
Lineage: Eukaryota; Metazoa; Chordata; Mammalia; Primates; Hominidae
Gene: MSL3
Product: MSL complex subunit 3
Exons: 9
Coding region: 28-1278 (416 amino acids)
Biological process (GO): positive regulation of DNA-templated transcription; chromatin organization; regulation of DNA-templated transcription
Cellular component (GO): nucleus; MSL complex
Source: RefSeq, marked reviewed